Galdieria sulphuraria is the source of this 3698-nucleotide messenger RNA. Its product is annotated as structural maintenance of chromosome (SMC ATPase family) isoform 1. The transcript has 5 exons. NCBI's taxonomy places the organism in Eukaryota, Rhodophyta, Bangiophyceae, Galdieriales, Galdieriaceae. Gene Ontology annotation, molecular function: protein binding; ATP hydrolysis activity; ATP binding. Bases 116 to 3610 code for a protein of 1164 amino acids. Gene Ontology annotation, cellular component: chromosome. The record is from RefSeq and is a predicted model, not a curated record. Gene Ontology annotation, biological process: chromosome organization.
GACAAGAAGUUGCUUUUGGACAUUUUUCAAAAUGAGAAUUGGGCGGGCUAAAGGAUGAGCAUUCUUUCGAAUUGUUUGACAAACAAGUUUUAGGCACAACAUCUAUAUACAACCAAUGUAUAUAGAAGAGAUUAUUAUUGAAGGUUUCAAGUCCUAUGCAACUCGAACUCAUAUAGGACCGUUCGACCUACAUUUCAAUGCUAUUACUGGUUUCAAUGGUUCCGGAAAGAGCAAUAUAUUGGAUGCUAUCUGUUUUGUUAUGGGAAUAACUAGUUUAUCUCAUUUGAGAGCUUCGAGUCUCCAAGAGUUGAUUUACAAACAAGGCCAGUCAGGUGUACAUAAAGCCAGUGUUACUAUUAUCUUCAACAAUACAAAUAAACAACAAACACCGCCAGGUUAUGAAAACUGCGAGAAAAUUACUGUGACGAGACAAAUCCUAACUGGUGGACGUUCCAAAUAUUUAGUGAACGGUCACGUUUCUCAACCUACUGCCGUCCAGAACCUGUUUCAAUCUGUCCAACUAAAUGUGAACAACCCUCAUUUUCUUAUCAUGCAAGGUCGGAUUACUAAAGUUAUCAAUAUGAAGCCGCAAGAAGUUGUUGCAAUGAUUGAGGAAGCUGCAGGUACUCGAAUGUAUGAAAUGAAAAGAGAGGCGGCAUUGAAAACCAUUUCCAAGAAAGAUAAGAAACUAGAAGAAAUUGAUGAGCUUUUUCAGAAUCAAAUUACUCCAACACUGGAAAAGUUAAGAAAGGAAAGAGCAAACUAUAUGCAAUGGGUUACCAAUCAAGAGGAAUUGGAGAAACUACGAAAGUGGAGUGUUUUAGCUGAAUUUCAUUCUCAUAAACAUUCUCUUGAAAGACUUGUAGAAAACAUCAAAGAUAAAGAGAAUAAGCAUAAAAAAUGCUUACAAGAGAUUGAAGAGAAAAAUCAAAGAAUGUAUUCGAUAGAACAACAGUUGAACAAGGCAAAUGAAUCGAGUAAUCCUAGAACUUUUAAAGAGAUUCGAGAUGCGGAAGAGAAAAUGGACCAACUAUCCAAACAACUCGUAAAAACGACAACUUUUUAUGAGAACUACAAAGAUUCAUAUAACAGAGAGAAGAAUGAACAUGAGAGGAAUGUAAAGUCCUUGAAUGGUUCUCGAGAGAGAAGGAAGCAGUUGGUUGAAUAUUUAGACAAUUUGCAACAAAUUUUGGAACAAAAAAGGAAAGAACUUGAUCGAUCUACUCAGCGUUUAGAGAAAGUAUUUCAGUUUGGGGAUGCACAAGGUCUCGAUACUAAAAAACAGCUCCUUCAAGAUGAAAUUUCGGAUGCUGAGAACGAUCGUAAACAAUUGGAGUACAAGAUAAAGCGAGUAAAAGGUCAAUUGGAAAAUUUAGAAAAAGGAAAAACUUCUUUUAUGGAUGCUUGUAGUAAGGAAACGGAUUCCUUGAAAGAGUUGGAGCAACAAAAGGCAAAAUUGGUCAAUGAAUUGAAUGAGUUGAAAGUUUCUAUUCAUGAUUUAGAUUUCGAUAAAGAAGGAAAUGAACGGUUAUUAAAAGAAAGAGAUGAACAUAAGGCAGCCAUUCAACAGAUGACUGAGAAACUCGAUGCCCUUAAGGGACGAUUAAAUAUGAUGGAUUUUCAGUAUGAUAAGAAGAGUAGUGGUCUUGACGAUACGAACGUCCAUGGAAUGAUUGCUCAACUAUUUCAAGUUCCUCAUUUGGAAAAGUACGCCACUUCUGUGGAAACUGCUGCUGGACCCAAACUUUAUCAGGUCGUUGUAGAUACAGAACAAACUGCAAAACGACUUUUGGAACGAGGCCAUCUUCCUCGAAAAGUUACUAUUAUUCCAUUGAAUAGAAUCCAUUCGAAAGUAAUCACGCAAGACAAGUUGCAAAAAAUAGAGAAUAUUUGUCCUGAUGCUCGAUUGGCCUUGUCUCUAAUAGAAUUUGAAGCAUAUUAUGAACCAGCCAUGAAAUUUGUAUUUGGAAACAUUAUCAUAUGUCCGGAUACAGAAACUGCGAACCAAAUUAGUUUCCAUCCUGAUAUAAAAGUCCGAACGGUAACUUUGCAAGGAGAUAUUUAUGAUCCUGCUGGAACUUUAACUGGCGGUAGUACUUCAAAUGCUAUAGAUAAGACUAGCAUCUUGGAGUCUUUGAUGGAAAUGACACAGUUGAGAAAACAAAUUGCAAGUCAUGAAAGACAUGUUGAAAAAUUGGAUUCCGUCAUUCGAGAAAACCAAGAUAAGGAAUCCUUAUAUAGAGAACUGGUCAGAAAACAAAACAUAAUGCAGCAUGAAAUCCAGCUACUGGAAUCAAGACUUGAAACUUUUGAAACCACAAAGGUAUCUCAAAAGUUGCUUCAGACUGAUAACCAAAUCCAACAGUUGUUACAUGAACAUGACCAUUUACAGGAAUUGCUGAAAGUUUGUCAAGAGAAAAUCAAGAAAUUAGAAGAACAGUUACGAAGCUCUGAUCAAGAUGAAGUCGAAAGUCCAAUUGAAAGACUAAAGAGCGAACAACAACAACUUAAAAAGGAAACGGAGGAUAUUAGUAUAGCUCUUCAAACAACACAAUUAGAAUUGACCCAUUUGAAAGACGAAUGCGAGAGACUUGAAAAUGUCAUCAGUUCAAGCAAUCAUACCAUGUCACAAAUGGAGAUAGAAAUGUCCAAUUUACAGGAUAAGCAGUGUUCCAUUCAACAAAGUAUCGAUGAACUCAAUGCCCAUCUCAACAAGUUACGUCAACAAGCCAAAGACCAGAAUAAGGAGGUUGUUGCACUGGAAACGGAGAAAAACGAACUCUUUUCGAAAUUGGAAACUUUACAAGUAGAAAUGGAAAAGGAGACAAGAGAACUAGACGCAUUACGUCAACAUCAGGAAUCCAUUCAAAAGAGGAUGAAAGAAUUAGAAAAGAAAUUUCCACGAAUUGAAGAGGAAUGUUAUUCUUAUCGUGAUCAACUCCGAGACAUAUCACAGUACAAUGUGCAAGAUCAAUUAUCGAGUCUUGAGAAAGAACAGAGUCGUCUAGAUAGAGUCGUCAACAGAAAAGUGUCCAGCAUGUUUGAACAAGCCGAACAAGAAUAUCAAGACCUUUUGAGGAAGAAGAGAAUAGUAGAAAAUGAUCGACGACAGAUACAAGCAGUUAUUAAGGAACUUGAUGAGAAGAAAAUUCUGGCUGUAGAGAAAACUUGGAACAAAGUCAAUCAAGACCUAGCUUCUAUUUUUUCAUCUUUAUUACCUGGUUCCUCAGCUUAUUUGAAACCGUUGGAAGAAAAGAGUAUAUUGGAAGGUCUUGAAAUACAAGUUGCUUUGAAUAAUAGUUGGAAAAAGAAUCUUUCCGAACUGAGUGGUGGACAACGCAGUUUGGUUGCUCUUUCUCUUAUUUUGGCAUUGUUACGUUACAAACCUGCUCCUUUGUAUAUUUUGGAUGAAGUAGAUGCAGCGUUGGAUCUCAGCCAUACCCAAAAUAUAGGAACUAUGUUAAGAAAGCACUUUGGCCACUCACAGUUUAUAGUUGUUAGUUUGAAAGAAGGAAUGUUCCAAAAUGCCAACAUUCUAUUUCGAACUAAACUAGUCGAUGGUACUUCCACAGUGGAAAGGACUAUUGGAGACAAGGAAAAUAUGUCUUGAGACGUAUUUUUACUUGAUUGUUAUAAAAACGAGAGUUUCCAAUAACUUUGUUAUCAUAAAUAAAAUGGUUUGGUAGACUUCUUUGAUG